Messenger RNA from Didymodactylos carnosus, 405 nucleotides. The record is from the annotation of a GenBank genome assembly. NCBI's taxonomy places the organism in Eukaryota, Metazoa, Rotifera, Eurotatoria, Philodinida, Philodinidae.
AUGGACGAGAACGCUGAUGUCAGAAAAAAAUCACCAAAAAUUAACUCUAUAUCAUGGGGACAUAUGGAUGUUGACGGUAUUGGAAAAGGAAAAGAUUUUAAACUAUAUCCCGGAGGAGCUUCCGAAUGGGAUUGGAAUGUCUCAAAUACUAAACAUACACCUGGUAUUCAACUAAUGGAUGUAGAGGAACUAAUUCGGCAUGAAAGUGAAUAUAUUGUGUUAUCAAAAGGAAUGAAGAAUCAGUUAGAAAUAUCAAAAGAAGUUAGAGAACACCUUGAAAAUGUUAAAGGAUCAUCAUCAAUCAAAGAGUACUAUAUUAAAACAACGGAAGAAGCGGUCGAAAUCUAUAAUAAAUUAGCAAACGGGAAUAAACGCGUUGGAGCCUUAAUUCAUUCAACUUGUUGA